Messenger RNA from Anoplopoma fimbria (sablefish), 1625 nucleotides. Its product is annotated as galectin-9-like. Gene Ontology annotation, molecular function: galactoside binding; carbohydrate binding. Gene Ontology annotation, biological process: negative regulation of CD4-positive, alpha-beta T cell proliferation; negative regulation of type II interferon production; positive regulation of gene expression. Lineage: Eukaryota; Metazoa; Chordata; Actinopteri; Perciformes; Anoplopomatidae. The transcript is spliced from 8 exons. The record is from RefSeq and is a predicted model, not a curated record. Bases 77 to 1120 code for a protein of 347 amino acids. Gene Ontology annotation, cellular component: nucleus; cytosol.
GGCAACUUGUAAAAAUAUCUCAUUUUGCGUCAGAUUUGGCAGCACACUUCCUGCAGCUCAGAAACACUGUCGGACAAUGGCUUUUACUCAGCAGACACCUUUUUAUAACCCAAGAAUCCCCUUCACUGGAUCGAUCCAUGGGGGUCUGCAGGAGGGGAAGUCCAUCAGCAUCAGUGGACGAGCCCUGCCUGGAGCCGAUAGGUUCCAUGUGAAUUUACAGUGUGGUUCCAGGACCAAUGCGGACAUUGCUAUCCACCUUAACCCCCGGUAUGACAGCCACCCUGGUUAUGUGGUUACCAACAGCUUUCAGAAUGGCAGCUGGGGCAGUGAGGAGAGGAAGGCCAACUCACCGUUCCCUGCUGGCUCUACCUUCAGCCUCAGCAUCACUGUCUCCCGGGAUUUCUACCAGCUGAGCAUCAAUGGCUGCCACUUCAUGGAGUUCAGACACCGUAUCCCAUUUCACCAGGUGGACACCAUCGCAGUAGCUGGGAAAGUAGAAAUUUCCUCCAUUGCAUUCCAGAACUCCAUGCAAGCAUUCCCCCCUGCGUUUGCUUCACAAGUAGCUUUUCCCACCAAUGCUGCGUUCCCUUCUUAUCCGGUGGUUCAACCGCAGCAUGGAUUCCCCUCCUAUCCUGGAUUCCCCUCCCAUCCUGGAUUUCCAUCCCAGCCCGGAUUCCCCUGCCAGCCUGGAUUCCCCUCCCAGCCUGGAUUUCCUCCAGCAAUGCCUGCUGUUCCAUAUUGUAGCCCCAUCAGUGGUGGACUUAAACCUGGCAGGACCAUCACUAUCCAGGGGGCUGUUCUCCCCAGUGCCACAAGAUUCCAUGUGAAUCUGACCCAUCCCUCUGGCAUCGCUCUGCAUUACAAUGCACGUUUCAGCGAGAACGCUGUGGUUCGAAACACCAAGCAGGGGGCGCAGUGGGGAGCUGAGGAGCGCGGUGGAGGGAUUCCCUUCCAGCGGGGAAAGCCUUUCACGAUGACUAUCUGUUGUGAGAACCACACCUUCAGGAUUGUGGCCAAUGGGAUGCAGGCACACACCUUUAAGCAUCGUUUCUAUCCCCUCCAACACAUCACCACCCUGGAGAUCGAUGGAGACAUCAGCCUGACCUCUGUGGUGGUUUAGAGAUCCAGGACCUGUGGCUGGUCUUGAUAAUCGUAGACACAACAUGCUUUCCCUGAAAAAAUCCAUUGCAUUUAUUAAUGAAUCCAGGCUCUUUUGUAUAGGCUACUGUAUCUUUUUCUCGUGUUUAUCCAUACUACAAAUAAUCAUUCUCAUUUUUAUAUUGUCAUAUGCUAUACAGCUCCUGAAACAUUAAAGGGGAAAUCCUUCAACAAUUAUCAGGUCGAGUCAGUUGGGCUUCAUCCAAAGGCAUUCUGUAUAAUGUAGGCAGAUAAUCUCUGAGGUGAGGGAGACAAGGCAAGUUGAGAAAGAAAAGUAGGCACAACAAAGCUGCAAAUCACAACCCACACUUAAUGCAGCUGACAACAGAAUAUUGUACAACCGUUGAUUAGUCAACAGCUUGGUAUUUGAAAAGUCUGUAAAAAAGGAAUAGUGUUGGAAAUGCAAUUCCCUUUAAUUGUGUAAUCAUUUAUGUUAAACAUUGAAAUUAAAGUAUAGUGUGACAACA